Messenger RNA from Thalassophryne amazonica, 1304 nucleotides. RefSeq names its product colorectal cancer associated 2 (gene pou2af3). Lineage: Eukaryota; Metazoa; Chordata; Actinopteri; Batrachoidiformes; Batrachoididae. Gene Ontology annotation, molecular function: POU domain binding; DNA binding. The record is from RefSeq and is a predicted model, not a curated record. The transcript has 5 exons. The coding region runs from base 264 to 1082 and encodes 272 amino acids.
UAACGCGCAAUCAAAUCAUUGUCAAAUCAUUGAGUUCUUGGGGUUUUAAAUAGUAGGGAUCGAGGAAGAAAUUCUCAAACUAAUAUGUCCCCAGCUUUAUUACAAUAUUGUUGUAUGCUCUGAUGCUGCUGGAACACAUUUGUGGAGAGAUUUUUGGAGACUUUUGCACAAAUUUCGUUCUUGGCCAUUUUUACUGAGGCACAAAAGGACGUUGUGGAGUCCCACAGGUAUUCUCCAGGGAGCCUUUCUUCAUCUCAGCAGUCAUGUCUGACAAACCCAGAGUGUACCAGGGCGUCCGAGUGAAGACCACAGUCAAAGAGCUGCUGCAGAGACACAGAGCCCGCGAGGCAAACAGCAAAGAACAGAAGACGAUUCCCCAGAGCUGCCUGGAGUUUCAGGAUCAUUGUGCCUCCACUUUGCCAGGUCACUGCGUGGACGCGCCUGCCAUCCUGCCCACGCAGGACGGGAGCGCGUGCGGUGCGCCACAGUUGCAGCUGCGCACCGCCUCGUUCCCUGUGCCGGACGGCUCGUGCAGCAUCCAGAUGCAGGAGAGCGGCGUUAGUGACAGCCAGCAGCAGUUUGGGGACAUGUUGCCCGGCAACGGAUACUGCGGUAACAACACCUGCGGCAGCCCCUACAGCGCCACCAUGCCGCCGCCGCCGCCGCCGCUGCCUCCCGCAGCUCCGCUGUCGUGGUGCCACGGACUCUCCUCUGACGCGGACUUCUAUGGUCACGGAAUGGCUCCCUGCUCUCCAGACUCGCUGAAGCUCUGCAGCCCCAUGGAGCACAACAGCUACUCCUCGCAGGACUCCUUCUCCUCCUCCUCUUCCUCCUACUAUGACUCGCCCACCAGGAUGGAGUCCAGCUGUGUGGGCGUGGCCUCAGAGCACUUGCACUAUCAGCACUGCACGCUUCAGGACUCUUACUGCCUGCCGCCCUGCUGGCCGGCCCAGCAGGAGAACCUCACCACCCCCGAGUAUGUGCCUUACUACAGCCCCACAGACUAUCUCUACCCCUACGCCGGGGACGACUCCUGUCUCAGGCGGGAUCUGACUCCAGAGAUGUGCUAUAAUGUGUUAUGAUGGCACCACGGCAUUAAUUUUUUCCCCCAUUUUUGAUGUACUGUAAAUAUCACUUCAUCAGGGCGACAAAAUCCAUUUUGCAUUUCAAUAUGUGCUUCCAUUUCAUACUGCUUUGACAAAAAUAAUAAUAAAAACAUUGGAUUUAUUUUCAUAAACAUAACUGUGUGUUGUACCGAAUAAAGAAAGUCACUGAUGCACCCCAUCUUCUCCAAACAUUUUUAA